Choloepus didactylus (southern two-toed sloth) is the source of this 1304-nucleotide messenger RNA. RefSeq names its product aminolevulinate dehydratase (gene ALAD). Lineage: Eukaryota; Metazoa; Chordata; Mammalia; Pilosa; Megalonychidae. Gene Ontology annotation, biological process: heme biosynthetic process. Gene Ontology annotation, cellular component: cytosol. Gene Ontology annotation, molecular function: zinc ion binding; porphobilinogen synthase activity. The transcript has 12 exons. The coding region runs from base 216 to 1208 and encodes 330 amino acids. The record is from RefSeq and is a predicted model, not a curated record.
GGGCGUGGCCUGCACGCGGGGAGGGGGCGGGCCGUGGGAGGGGGAGUGGUUUCCGGGUGAGCGCCCCGCCCCCACGUGGGCCCGGGGAACGCAGAGCGGGAGCCUGUGGCGGCAGGAGCAGCGGGGAGGCAGGGCUGAGAGCGCAGCAGACGGACACCCCAGUAGUUCUCCAUCUCAACUGGCUGACUGCCGUGUUCUCACACCAGGCCCGCACCAUGCAGCCACAGUCUGUCCUGCACAGCGGCUACUUCCACCCACUGCUUCGGACCUGGCAGACAGCCACCACCACCCUCCGGGCCUCCACCCUCAUCUACCCCAUCUUUGUCACGGAUGUUCCUGAUGACAUACAGCCUAUCGCCAGCCUCCCAGGAGUGGCCAGGUAUGGUGUGAACCGGCUGGAAGAGAUGCUGAGACCCCUGGUGGAAGAGGGUCUGUGCUGCGUCCUGAUCUUUGGGGUCCCCAGCAGAGUUCCCAAGGAUGAGCAGGGCUCUGCAGCCGACUCCGAGGACUCCCCAACUAUCGAGGCUGUCCGUCUGCUGCGGAAGACCUUCCCCAGCCUCCUAGUGGCCUGUGACGUUUGCCUGUGUCCCUACACCUCACAUGGCCACUGCGGGCUUCUAAGCGAGAAUGGAACAUUCCAGGCUGAGGCGAGCCGCCAGCGUCUGGCACAGGUGGCACUGGCCUAUGCCAAGGCAGGAUGUCAGGUGGUCGCCCCGUCGGACAUGAUGGAUGGACGCGUGGAAGCCAUCAAGGAGGCCCUGAUGGCCCAUGGACUUGGCAACAGGGUGUCAGUGAUGAGCUAUAGUGCCAAGUUUGCCUCCUGCUUCUAUGGUCCUUUCCGGGAUGCAGCUCAGUCAAGCCCAGCUUUCGGAGACCGCCGCUGCUACCAGCUGCCCCCAGGAGCUCGAGGCCUGGCCCUCCGAGCGGUGGACCGGGAUGUACGGGAAGGAGCCGACAUGCUCAUGGUGAAACCAGGGAUGCCCUAUCUGGACGUUGUGCGGGAGGUGAAGGACAAGCACCCUGAGCUCCCCCUCGCCGUGUACCACGUUUCUGGAGAGUUUGCCAUGCUGUGGCACGGAGCCCAGGCCGGGGCGUUUGAUCUCAAGGCUGCUGUCCUGGAGGCCAUGACUGCCUUCCGCAGAGCAGGUGCCGACAUCAUCAUCACCUACUACACACCACAGCUAUUGCAGUGGCUAAAAGAGAAGUGAUGGAGAAAGUGUGCAAGACCCAAGAACUAGAACUUUAAAAAUUCCUGGGGCCUUGGAAAAGUGAAAACCAAAGUAAAUGCUGCCUUUAGAACUGUG